AUGCUUGUCGGACAGUUUGCCGUCUUCCUGUGGCGUCGUUACCGCCGCUCCGGCCAGGAUCAGUCUGCUGUGCAUUCCGAGCAAGGAUCUGACUCGGAAAAACAAGCCCUUAUGAACGAUGAACUCCCUCCUAAGUACGAGGACGAUCGGAACUAG
Molecule: messenger RNA, 156 nt
Organism: Monascus purpureus
Lineage: Eukaryota; Fungi; Ascomycota; Eurotiomycetes; Eurotiales; Aspergillaceae
Source: the annotation of a GenBank genome assembly